AUGGAGUACUCCAGACUUCCCUUACUCCCCAUUCCAGCAUCAAUCCGACGCCGGCUGCUGCGGUUGUACCCGUCUCAUAGGGCUGGAUCUGAUACCGAAGAGAUAACGAGCGAGGCCCUGCGUCAUGCGCUGGCCUCAUCUUCGGAGCCAUAUCUCCCUUACGGUAGCCAGCUUUCCGGCAAUCUCGACACAGAAAUACAACGGUCCGGAACAGCAAGCGAUGACUUGGAUUCAUUAAACUCUGGGUCUGGAUCAUCUGGCUCGAACAGCCCUCAGACAGAAGAGAUGGACCCCCCCGCAAAGUACGAAACCGAGUCGGGCUUGCGGUGGAACCGUGUUGUGCCAGGAUAUGAGGCACAGCAACCAAGAGCUGAUGGCCGACUGGCUCGGUCUCUUUACAUAAAUGCAUUGAUGUAUCUGCUAGAUGCCCUCCCGGCAGAUCUGAGUGCCGAAGAGUCAACUAUGCUACAACAUCGUCUACCAGAGCCCAUGAAAGCAUCGAUAGCAACCAGCCCAUCAUCACAUCUGGCUCGAGUAGAAAGCCCCACGCAGAGCAGACAGCCAUCACCCUCCAGGUCAUAUCUACACAGACUUCUUGCAUCAACUAUUGUGCAGAUAUUUCUGCUAGUGCGAUUCAUUCUCCCUUAUUUCAAAGUAUUCCUCCGCCAGGUCUACGAGUACGAACGAUCUCAUCGCAUCACCGAGCGUAUCGUGACGACUACGCUAGAUGCCGCGGAUGGCCUUGGGAAAAGCGGCGUGAGCAUUGGCUCGGCGGUCUGCAAAUUCAAUGAAGGGCGCGUCGGGGCUGCAGUUGGGAACCUGGCAGCGUGGUGGGUUGAAGGAAUUGCUGGUGGUGUCUAUGAAGGCGUGGGCGAAGGUAUGAUUCAUUUGGGAUUGUUGAAACAAGGACUAGAACUGGAUAGAUUGGCACUUUAA
Messenger RNA from Penicillium cosmopolitanum, 936 nucleotides. RefSeq lists its product as uncharacterized. NCBI's taxonomy places the organism in Eukaryota, Fungi, Ascomycota, Eurotiomycetes, Eurotiales, Aspergillaceae. The transcript is spliced from 2 exons. The record is from RefSeq and is a predicted model, not a curated record. The coding region runs from base 1 to 936 and encodes 311 amino acids.